GGCGAUAGUAAGCGCAGGAAACCAACCUUAAAUAUGGUGCAUCGCCUGACCCUUUUGGCACUGGUUGCCCUGAUUGGAAGCUGUAGCGCUGAUGCGGAUAUCAAUGUCUGCUCCAAUGUGGUCAGCAAUCUCUUUGUUCCGCAGGUGGGCAACUGCAGCAAGUACUACCUGUGCAUGAAUGAGGUGGCUGUGCCCCGCGAAUGCCCUGCGGACUACUACUUCGAUGCAAGGGAUCAGGAAUGUGUGCCCCUGAUGGAGGUCACCUGUAUUGGAUCCUGCAAGAACCGUGGCCUGUCAUCUUUCUGCUACGAUCGCACCUGCACCAAGUACGUUCUAUGCUUCGACGGCACUCCGGUGAUCCGCCAGUGCUCCGAUGGACUGCAGUACAAUGCCCUCACCGAUCGCUGUGACUAUCCGCAAUACGUCGACUGCGUGGACAACCUGUGCAGCCGGAAUAAUAAUCCGGAUGACAUCGUUUACAUAGCCAGCAAGGCGCGCUGCGACAAGUACUACAUUUGCAUGGACGGUAUUCCUCAGGCUCAGAACUGCACCAGUGGUCUCCAGUACAAUCCAAGCACCCAGAGCUGCGAUUUCCCCUCGAAAGUCAACUGCACGGUGGAGAACCUGCAGCGGAAUAUCCUGCCCUUCGCCAGAGCUCCUCCACGCAGCGCCGACAUCGAGUGUCCUUUGGAGGGCGCCCACUUUAUUGCCCACCAGAAGCGUCGGGAUGCGUACUACUACUGCCUGAAUGGUCGUGGAGUCGUCUUGGACUGCACACCCGGCCUGGUUUUCGAUGCCAAGCGCGGGGAGUGCCGGGACCCAACCUUCGUGGGCUUCUAGAUACUUGAAAUAAAUAUCCAUUACAGUUUCAA
Molecule: messenger RNA, 872 nt
Organism: Drosophila erecta
Lineage: Eukaryota; Metazoa; Arthropoda; Insecta; Diptera; Drosophilidae
Product: probable chitinase 10
Exons: 4
Coding region: 34-840 (268 amino acids)
Cellular component (GO): extracellular region
Molecular function (GO): chitin binding
Source: RefSeq, a predicted model, not a curated record